AUGGAGACAGCAGCGCAGGCGGAACGGAUACGAGGCCAGAUGUCUACUACAGAGCACACGACAGAUCCCUGGGCGGGCAGCGUGGACUAUGGGUCUGCAUCUCGGCGGAAUAGCAACAUGGACCCCGAACUGGCGUCGAUCGUGUCUUCGUUAUCGGCGUUGUCGACAGGCCCGGGCGCGGGGGCGCCACAACAGCUUGGUGGGUUCCGGCGGGCGUCGAUGAACUCCAAUAGCAGCGAUGUGGAGUCUGAGCUCUUGUUUGCGGGCAUGUCGCCUACUGUUCGGCGCACGACGCUCUCUGUUGGGGGCGGGGCUGGCGGCGGAGGGCGGCUGGCUAUGCUCGGGCACUACCCGGCGAGCAUUGCCGGGACGUUGCCGGCGGGGGGCCAGGGCGGUACAUUCUUCGAGCGGUUUGGACGGACGUUGGCGGAGGCGACGCGCGAGGUCGAGACGGGGCUCGGGACGUACUCGGUCCGGCAGGCGCUGCGUGAGUCUGCGGCGAGCAGCGCACAAGAUCUCUUGGCGCGCCCGGGAGUAGCGGCCGCUACCAGCGAUGAGAACGCAUUACGGAAGAUGUCUGUGUCCUCGGAGACUGUCGAGUCUGUGAGUGAGAGCAUGUCGAUGCACAACGAGAGCAAUCCAUCGCACAACAUCUGGAACGUAGCCAACGCACCGGUGUUUCGGCCCAACCACGGAGACUCGGGCGGUGACCCCUAUUCCUCGGUCUACGGUGGCUUUCCGUACGGUAUGUUUGGGCAGUAUCCCAGUGGGACAGGCCUAGGUGGUGGUGGGGCCUUUGCUGCUGGCGGCACGGUUGCCAAAGGCGAGGAAGCCUCCCGAGAAGAACCACAGGGAGACGCAGCCACGGCAACGAACGGCCAGUUUGCUUUUCCUGCUGGUGCACCCUUUCUGUACUUUCCAGUCGGUUCCAAUGGCGGAUCUGGGGCGGCGAUUCCGGCGGUGCUGCCUCCCCAGCCAUCACGCCAUUCACCUUCUGAGUCCCAGAAGGGGAAAUCAAAAGGGAAUCCAUACCUGCAGCAGCACCCGAGAGGCUACAAGGCUCCAGGAAUGCCAUUGCAGAACUCCAACUCGAAGGCCGCCCCACAGACCUCGAUUUCAGGCAAGGGUCAUCAUGGCCACCACUACUCAUCUUCCAAACAAUCUUCGACCCAGAACCAGCAUCAGGCAAACCAACAACAGAGCCAGUAUCAACAUCAGUCUUCUUCCGGGGCCACCAAGAGAAAUGGUAAAAACCAGCAGCCCAUAAUGCGGUCUCCGCUUUUGGAAGAGUUUCGCACAAACCCUACCAACAAGACAUACAAGCUACAUGAAAUAUAUGGCUCUGCGUUAGAAUUUUGUAAGGACCAACAUGGCUCCAGGUUCAUUCAACAAGAGCUAGCGACUGCAUCUAAUAUUGAGAAGGAGGUAAUAUUCAACGAGAUACGCGACCAUGCCAUUCAAUUAUCGCACGAUGUUUUUGGGAACUAUGUCAUCCAGAAGUUUUUCGAAUUUGGGACCAAGACGCAGAAAGAUAUACUAGUUGAGCAGUUUAGGGGCAAACUGGAGGCAUUGUCGUUGGAAAUGUAUGCUUGUCGCGUCAUACAGAGGGCUUUUGAGUUCAUAGAUGAGGAUCAGAAGAUUGACCUUGUGAUGGAGCUAUCUUCUAGCGUGCUUACCAUGAUAAAAGAUCAAAAUGGCAAUCAUGUGAUACAAAAAACAAUCGAAUGCAUCCCCAUGUCGAAACUGCCGUUCAUCUUAGAAAGUUUGCGCGGUCAGAUAUACCAUUUGUCAACUCACUUCUAUGGAUGCCGUGUUGUCCAGCGGCUUUUGGAGUACGGUAGUAAGGCGGAUCAGGAGGAGAUUUUAAACGAACUUGAUCAAUUUAUUCCAUAUUUGGUUCAAGAUCAGUACGGCAACUAUGUCAUCCAACAUAUUCUUCAGCAUGGUGGUGACAAUCCUGCGGAAAACCAUAUCGAUAAGUCGAAGCAAGAUAUUGUCGACACUAUCAGCAAAACCGUAGUUGAGUUCUCGAAGCAUAAGUUUGCUUCCAAUGUAGUGGAGAAGACGAUAUUGUAUGGUAGCGCGUCGCAGAAAAGGCAAGUUUUGGAUAAAAUAUUGCCGAAAGAUGAAGAGCACGCGGCGACGUUGGAGGAUACCUCUCCAUUAAUAUUGAUGAUGCGUGACCAGUAUGCUAAUUAUGUUGUACAAAAGCUUGUUGGUGUUGGUACAGGUAAUGAUAAGAAGCUCAUUGUCAUCGCUAUCAGAUCUUAUUUGGAGAGGCUGAACAAGAAUAACACGCUAGGGAACCGACAUUUGGCAAGCGUUGAAAAAUUGGCUGCAUUAGUGGAAAAGGUUAAGCUAUAA
Molecule: messenger RNA, 2364 nt
Organism: Eremothecium gossypii ATCC 10895
Lineage: Eukaryota; Fungi; Ascomycota; Saccharomycetes; Saccharomycetales; Saccharomycetaceae
Gene: PUF3
Product: mRNA-binding protein PUF3
Exons: 1
Coding region: 1-2364 (787 amino acids)
Biological process (GO): nuclear-transcribed mRNA catabolic process, deadenylation-dependent decay
Cellular component (GO): cytoplasm
Molecular function (GO): mRNA 3'-UTR binding
Source: RefSeq, marked provisional